UGCCAUCUCAAACUAGCCAUCUGAAAGCGGGUUUGAACCCUGGGUGAGUGAGGUUGAACCCCUAGACGAAGCAGCAUGAAAUUUCGGUACGCCAUGGUGUGCUCGUCGAACCAGAACCGGAGCAUGGAGGCGCACUCGCUCCUCAAGAGGGAGGGCUUCGAGGUGUCUUCGUACGGGACGGGGGCUCACGUAAAGCUCCCUGGACCCUCCCUCAGAGAACCCAACGUCUACGACUUCGGUACCCCGUACAAGCAGAUGUACGACGAUCUCAGGCGCAAAGACUCCGAGCUCUACAAGCGUAAUGGCAUUUUGCCUAUGCUUAAAAGAAAUUCAGCAGUCAAAUUGGCUCCUCAGCGCUGGCAAGAGAAUGCUGCUGAUGGUUCCUUUGAUGUGGUAUUUUCAUUUGAAGAAAAGGUUUUCGAUAUGGUCGUUGAAGAUCUUCACAACCGGGAUCAUGUUCUUAUGAAACCUGUACUAGUGAUCAACUUGGAGGUAAAAGAUAACCACGAGGAGGCGGCCAUAGGAGCUCGGCUUACUUUAGAUCUGUGCCAACAGAUUGAAGUUGCAGAGUCAUGGGAAGACUCGAUUGAUGAUAUAGUGGCUGAUUUUGAGAAACAGCAUCGGCGGAAGCUAUUGUAUAGCAUUUCCUUCUAUUGAAGACGUCAAGAAAUAAGAAUACACUAAUAGAAUUCUACCCUCACCAAAUCUUUUUAACCUCCAAUUUUUCCAUUUUCAAUGGAAGAUUAGUUCUGUGUCGCAUGAAACUUAGAAGUUUCUGAUCUUGUACUGCUGCCUGUUCAUUAGAGGUUAUGUAGCAAAAAAAAAGUGAGCCCAAAACCGGCAAAAAAAAAAAAGCCCAAAAAAAGUGGUUAGUAAAAAAACAGUUAUUCGGAUGCGGUUAACCGUUAACCAGACGGUUAACUGCCUAGCGUUUAGCGGAGGCGGUUAAUAACUGCCUAGGCAGUUGUGGUUAGCGGUUUUAGCCACUAACUGCUAACAGCAAUGGCCUUUUCACCCCUAUUACAAGUUGAUGUAGCAAUUUAUGUUGAA
Messenger RNA from Corylus avellana, 1050 nucleotides. Its product is annotated as Ssu72-like family protein. Lineage: Eukaryota; Viridiplantae; Streptophyta; Magnoliopsida; Fagales; Betulaceae. Gene Ontology annotation, cellular component: nucleus. Gene Ontology annotation, biological process: mRNA processing. Gene Ontology annotation, molecular function: phosphoprotein phosphatase activity. The record is from RefSeq and is a predicted model, not a curated record.